This is a messenger RNA of Penicillium longicatenatum, 1647 nucleotides long. RefSeq names its product cytochrome P450. The record is from RefSeq and is a predicted model, not a curated record. NCBI's taxonomy places the organism in Eukaryota, Fungi, Ascomycota, Eurotiomycetes, Eurotiales, Aspergillaceae. Gene Ontology annotation, molecular function: iron ion binding; oxidoreductase activity, acting on paired donors, with incorporation or reduction of molecular oxygen, reduced flavin or flavoprotein as one donor, and incorporation of one atom of oxygen; heme binding. The coding region runs from base 1 to 1647 and encodes 548 amino acids. The transcript is spliced from 2 exons.
AUGUCCGAGUCAAAAACGCAUUUAAAUACCUGUACUAGUAUGUCAACGUUGAAUACCCUCCUCACGCAAAGCUGGUUAGUUCCAGCAUUUGUGGCACUCGCUAUCGCCGGGCGUCUGGCUCUCUCCGUCUAUUUCACUUGGAUUCAUGCCUGUAAAUCUCAUCAAAUAGGCUGUGAAGAGCCCCCUGUCUACGCCAGUCAUGACCCUUUCGGUAUUCUCACCCUUCUAGAGACACUGAAAGCCGCACAAAAGAAACUGCUCCCACAACUAGCUGAGAGGCGAAUUGCUUUCUUAUCCCGCCGGCAUGAUAGAUACGUUUCUACCUUUCGUAUCUGUCAGGCCGGUCGGGAGAACCUCUUGACGGCAGAUCCUAAGAAUAUCCAAGCUAUGUUGGCGUCUCAGUUCAAGGACUUUGGGUUAGGCGACAUGCGUCGUAAUGUAGCUAAUCCAGUCAUUGGUCAUGGAAUCUUUACUACCGAUGGCAAAGACUGGUCCCUUUCCCGAUCACUGCUACGGCCACAGUUCACUCGAGAUCAAAUGAGUAAUCUCGAAAGCGAAGAACGUCAUGUCCAGAAUGCGUUGCGCGCCAUUCCGAUGCUAUCUAACGGCUGGUCCUCCCCAGUCGAUAUUCAAGCCAUCUUCUUUCGCCUUACCCUUGACUCGGCCACUGAAUUCCUCUUUGGUAAUAGCUGUGAUAGCCAGAUUGCUGCUAUGCAAGUGAAAUCUGCACAGGGAUCCGAUGAUACUUUUCUCCAUGGAUUUGACCGGUGCAUGUGGUAUCUUGCAGAGCGACUCCGGUUCGAGCGGUUCUACUGGGUCAUCUACAAUAAGGAGUUUCGAAAGUGUAUCAACAUUGUGCACGCCUUCGUAGACCGGUUUGUUCACGCUGCUCUGAAGGAGAAGCAUCAGUCGGAAGAGAAAGCCCAGAGCAUUCAAGAGCAUCCAUCGCAGUAUACGUUCCUGAAAGCCUUGACUGAUACUACGAAAGACCCCAUCAGGCUCCGCAAUGAAUCUCUGAACGUCCUUCUAGCAGGCCGUGACACAACGGCUUCUCUACUGAGCUGGUCAAUCCUCAUUCUCGCACGACAGCCCCACAUUUUCGCAAGACUUCGCAGCGACAUUCUAGAGCAAUUCGGAACUUAUGAUCAACCGAGUAACAUGGAAUUUGGGUCUUUGAAAUCAUGCCAAUACCUUCACAAUUUUCUAAAUGAAACCCUUCGUCUCUACCCGGUGGUACCCUUCAACCGCCGUUGCGCAACAAAGGAUACUACACUUCCCCGUGGCGGCGGUAAAGAUGGUACCUCUCCAAUCUACAUCCGCAAGGGCCAGGCAGUAAUGUACAGUACCUAUAUGCUGCACCGUCGAAAGGAUAUCUGGGGCGAGGAUGCUGAAAUCUUCAAUCCGGACCGGUGGAUUCGCCGGAAGGUCACCUGGGAGUACAUUCCGUUCAACGGGGGACCUAGAACGUGUAUUGGCCAACAGUUUGCUUUGGUGAGGUCUAGCUAUGUGUUGGUGAGACUUCUGCAGAAGUUUGACAAGAUUGAGGAUGUACACCCUGAGAGAGAGAUUCGGCAUGGUGUGUCGCUUACUUCUUGUCCAGCUGAUGCAGUGACUUUGAGACUACAUCAAGCAGGGAUGGAGGCUUAA